Messenger RNA from Amblyraja radiata (thorny skate), 4249 nucleotides. Its product is annotated as vitamin K-dependent protein S. Gene Ontology annotation, cellular component: extracellular region. NCBI's taxonomy places the organism in Eukaryota, Metazoa, Chordata, Chondrichthyes, Rajiformes, Rajidae. The record is from RefSeq and is a predicted model, not a curated record. The transcript has 26 exons. The coding region runs from base 115 to 3795 and encodes 1226 amino acids. Gene Ontology annotation, molecular function: calcium ion binding.
UGGUUGUUGCCUUGUCCAGAUAUUGAUGAGUGCGGGCUGGAGGAGAGAGUGUGUUCCCACUCCUGCCAUAACCUGCCCGGGAGUUACCGCUGCUUCUGCCAGGAUGGCUACAGCAUGUAUUCAGACAAGAAGACCUGCAUUGAUCAGAACGAAUGUUUACGGAACCAGCACAUUUGUGGGAAAGCUUCUUGCAUCAACGUGCCGGGAAGCUACGAGUGUGAAUGCAACAAAGGUUUCAGGUUCAAUUUCACCCAGAAGGAGUGCGAGGAUAUCGAUGAAUGUGCGGAGGACACGUGUUCACACAAGUGUUUGAAUUACCCCGGCAGCUUCACCUGCUUCUGUGACGGCAAGAAAGGGGAGAAGUUGUCAGCGGAUGGACGGAGUUGUGAGGCAAUCCCCACCUGCGUUGCCCUCCAGCCGGUGAGGAGUCCAGACAUGCUUGGCAUGGGAGAGUUCUUCGCUGGGAUCCCGGUGGUCUACGUCCGGUUCAAGAUUCCCUCCGACAGCAGGCUUACAGCAGAAUUUGACUUCAGAACGUUCGACUCUGAGGGGGUUAUAUUCUACGCCGAGACCCAGGAGAACUCCGCCUGUUUCCUGUUUGCUAUCCGAAACGGAAGGAUUGAGGUUCAGUUCAAGAAUGACCACAUCCACAGGGUGAAGAUCAGCGGGGGCCCCGAGAUCAAUGACGGCAACUGGCAUACGAUCUCGGUGGAGGAGAGUGAGAGCAGCGUUGUUGUGAAGGUCGCCCACGAGGCAGUGAUCAAAAUCAACAGUCCGGGCCGCAUCUUUCCACAUAACACGACAACAGAGAUGAAGAUAUCAAUCGCUGGUUUGCCCAGACAAGCCCAUCCCAUCACUCCAUAUAUAAACCCUCGGCUGGAUGGCUGCAUGUGGAAGUGGAAUUGGAUGAACCAGGGAUCGGCCGGAAUCCAGGAGGUCGUUCAGAGCAUAAAAACCAAACAGUGCAUUCUGAACGUGGAGAGGGGUUCCUACUUCCCGGGAAGGGGAUAUGCAUCGUUUCCGUUCAACUACAGUGCAAUAGAAAAUAGCGGCAGCGGCUGGAAGGUUGAGGUGAAACUUCGCAUGCGUCCAUCAAAGAACACGGGCGUGCUAUUCGCAUUAGUCAGUGGAAGCACGGUUCCCCUGUCGCUCUCAAUAGCUGACGCCUACUGCCCAGAGAGCAAGCAGCAUUUAAUUCUGGCCGUGGACAACGAGGUUGUGUACAGAACCAAGAGCCUGAAUCUAUGUGAUGGUGAGCACCACGCAAUCCAUCUCACCAUUACAGCCCAGGACAUCAUGUUGGAAGUGGAUCAGACUGUUAACGGGAGCAUCGUGGACAGCUCGGAGCUGAGCAAGCAACUGGGCAUCCUGGAGGAGGCUUUGAGUGCUCCAGUCAACACCACACUGGGGGGAAUACCAGAGGUUCCAGUCACCGCUACCCCUGUCACAGCCUCCUUUACGGGAUGUCUUCAAACAGAGAUUAAUGAGAAGCAAAUUGACCUUGAUGAGGCUGCUGAAAAGAACAAUGAAAUCCAGUCCCAUUCAUGCCCAGUGGUACAGCCAGAGACUUAUGAAGAUGAAGGACCAAUAAUAUGUUUACAGAUCAGGAUAGGGUGUGACUUGGAGGGGACGCAGCAGAGGAUGCAGUUCCCCAUUUGGUUGCUGCCCUUGGAAGAGGAGCAUGGGGGAGGUGAGAAGGGGAGGGCUCGGCUGGUGGGGUGGGCGGGCAAACAAGAUCGGAUCGGCGCGGCCCUGGUAGAGUCGCUGCCCCGCUCUCUGCCUCGGGUUGUGAGUGAGUCUGCUCUGGGAAUCUCUCGGUCCGCAGGGAUGCUCGGCGUCCCGGUCCUGCUGCUGCUGCUGCUCGGCGCCCCGUCCACCAGGCAAUUUGUGUCCCAGAGAUCUGCCUCCAGCUUCCUGUCCAGGAUCCGGAGAGCGAACCAUGUCUUCGAGGAGACGCGCCAGGGCCACUUGGAGCGGGAGUGUGUGGAGGAGUUUUGCAACAUGGAGGAAGCUCGGGAGGUCUUUGAGAAUGACCCAGAAACGAAUUACUUUUACCCAAAGUACCGGGAUUGCCUCUCACGAUAUGGACCAAACAAUAGGAAGAACCCAGACCUGGUGACUUGUGUUCACAAUAUUCCAAAUCAGUGUUCCCCGAUGCCCUGCCACCCUGCUGGCGCCAAGGACUGUGUGGAUCAGCGGGGAGCUUUUAAGUGCGUGUGCAAACCGGGCUGGAGAGGUGUCACGUGCAGCCUAGAUGUUGACGAGUGUACGUCCGGCAAUGGCGGUUGUCAGCACAUCUGUUCCAACGUGGAGGGCAGUUAUCAGUGUUCGUGCAGGACGGGCUUCAACCUGCAUCCUGACAAACAUGGGUGUCGUGACAUCAAUGAGUGUGAAUUGGACGGCGAGCUGUGUGGAUUAGCACAAUGUGUAAACACGCCGGGCUCUCACCAAUGCGUUUGUGACUCUGGCUACAAAUACAAUUCUUCAUCAAAGAGUUGCCAAGAUGUGGAUGAAUGUGAAAGCGAUACCUGUGCAGGAGGCUGCGUCAAUACACCUGGCCAGUACUCCUGUUACUGUGACGGAAAGAGUGAUUUAAAGCUGGCUGCAGAUGCACGGAACUGCAUGAAUAUUUUGCAGUGUAUAUCAUCACUGAACACUGUGAAGAAUGAAGGGUCUCUGUAUCUGGGGAGGUUUUUCAAAGGGACUCCUGUGUUGCAAUUUAACUUCAAGAGGAAGCACCAGACAAGGUUCUCAGUAGAAUUUGACUUCCGCACGUUCGACACAGAGGGCACAAUUUUCCAGGCAGGACAUCAGCACAAUAACACAUGGGUGAUGCUGGCCCUACACAAUGGGAAGCUGCUGGUCCAGUAUCACAGUGCCAACGAAGCCACAGGAGUUACGACCGGAGGCCCGUUUCUGAACGACGGGCGAUGGCACACGAUUUCCGUCGAAGAAUCGACGAACAGCUUAAUUGUGAAAGUUGCUCGAGAGGCAGUGAUGAAUAUUAACAUCCCCCAGGGCCUGUUCAUGAAGAUCCUCGGAUUGUUUCAGAUAGACAUCACUGUCGGAGGCCUCUUUCAAGAAGGUCCUGUCCUGCUCCAGAUUAACCCCAGACUGGACGCCUGCCUACGAGGAUGGAAUUGGAUGAACAGCGAGGACACGAUAAGGGAGACCAUCGAACAUGAGGAAAGAAUGCAGUGUUUCUCCGAGAUAGAGGAGGGCUCCUACUACCCUGGACACGGCUCAGCCUCAUUUUCCCUGAAUUACGAUCACCCACGGGGCAAGGACGAUGGAGGCUGGGCGGUGAACAUUGGUCUCUCCAUCCGCCCGUCUCAAGACACAGGGGUGUUAGUUGCCUUGGUAAACGGAAGCAGUGUCCCACUGUCCCUGGCCAUCAUGGAUGUGAGCCCCACCGUACAGGGUAUUGUGUUAGCUAUCGAGAACGAGGUGGUUUACAGACUAGACCAGUUGCCAGUGUGCGCUGGUGACAAGCUGCCGAUUCAGCUCAUUGCCACAGAAGAUCGGAUCGUCUUGGAGUCUUCAGGGGUGACCGGGUACAGCCCUUUGGCAAUGCCGCAACUUGCUGAGCGUCUUGCCACCCUCGACCUGUACAUGCGCCAGUCGGUGCUGACCUACGUGGGUGGAGUACCAGAUGUUCCAAUGACGGCUGCACCGGUUACUGCCUUCUACCAAGGCUGCAUGGACGUCCGCAUCAACAACCAAGUCCUGGACCUGGAUGAGGCUCAAUACAAACACAAUGAUAUCAGCUCGCACUCCUGCCCUCUGCCGAAUUAGCCAACGGCAAUGCCUUCUUCAUCCUGAGCAUCUGCUGAAUCAAUAAUACGUCUUGGAUGUCCCUGUGCUCCAUUGACUGGGCUCUCUCCUUGUAUGCCUGGGAUGUGGGAGAGGAGAAGCAGUACAAAGCAGUAAAGAUGUUGAAAUGCCAAAGUGUGUGACCAUGCUCGCGUCUCUGCAGGUUGCACGUGUUUAAUUGCAAGCGAUUUUUAACCAUGGAAAGCAUAUUCCAUUAACUGGGAAGCUGAGUUGGGAGGGGUGGAUCGAUGCUGGAUAGCCCAUUACAAUAUUGGCACAUUGAUCAUGGAGAUUUGCUCAGCCUAGUGCCUUUAUAUACAAUACUGUGCUAUAUCCUCUGUAAACACCUGUAAACAUUGUAUGAUAUUUCAAUGCAUCCGAAAGAUGCUUCACAUAAUGAAAGAAUACUUGCCUAAAAUGUGCUCAGAUCAUUGGU